This is a messenger RNA of Bicyclus anynana (squinting bush brown), 1023 nucleotides long. Its product is annotated as venom peptide isomerase heavy chain-like. Bases 16 to 1023 code for a protein of 335 amino acids. Gene Ontology annotation, biological process: proteolysis. The transcript is spliced from 7 exons. Lineage: Eukaryota; Metazoa; Arthropoda; Insecta; Lepidoptera; Nymphalidae. Gene Ontology annotation, molecular function: serine-type endopeptidase activity. The record is from RefSeq and is a predicted model, not a curated record.
ACACAAUAUUUCUCUAUGUUUACUAUUAAUUUAUAUUUUAUAUUUAUUUUGAUAAAUGUUUUGAAUGCGUCUUUUCCGGACGCAAACAAUAAAUCUGUUUCCUAUAAAAAUGAAAACAUCCUUCGCGUGGUUAACGGGGUGCCAGCUAAACUCGGUGAUGUACCUUAUCAGCUAGCGUUCAAGAAGUCGAUGAGAAGGUCCCGGAUAUACGUGACGUUCUGCGGAGGCUCGAUCAUCGGUCCUACCAAGCUGCUUUCGGCAGCUCACUGCUUCGCCACAGAUCAGAAUGCUUGCAUGAAGAUGUGCGGAAGCGCAGCAAGGAAGGAUUCUUUGUCAAGAACGUACGCGGUAGCUGGCAACUUACAAAACCACGGCUACCGAAGUCUGAUUGACUCCGAACAACACGGCCAAUGGCGGGCCUUGAAGAACGUUGUAUUUCCACUGACGUAUAGAUUCCCGAAAGACGACAUAGCUAUUCUGUGGACCGAGACACCGUUUGUUUACAAUAGUUACGUGAACUCUAUUCCGAUUGCUCGAAAAAAAUUGGACUACAAAGGAGAAUGUCUGGUGUCUGGUUUUGGGAGAAUAUCUAGCAAGGAAACAUCUGACAAACUCAAUCUAGCGAAUCUACAACUCAUACCAGCGAGGAGAUGCAAUUUCGUGCACAUGAAGAAUAUGCGACGUUUUGUUUGCACCUCCAGUGCUGUGACAGAUGUUGAGAGGGGCGAUUCUGGCGGACCUCUCGUAUGCACUGGCACUGGCGACCCCAACGAAGGCAACAAAGGGGUCCAAGUGGGUAUCGUCAGCGGACACCGAGAGGGGGCCGGUUCGUUCUUCACCAGAGUCUCAUCAUUCUAUCCAUACAUCGAGAGGAAUAAGUGUACAAAACAGCUUGACAUUAGACUAUGCCUAUUAAUCGUGUCAAUUAAUACAAACAUUUUGAUAUUUUCAUUUAGUUUUAUUAUACGAGUAGGUAUACUAGCGGACCCGGUUAAGCUGUUUAAGUAUAUAGAUUCGCUAUGA